This is a messenger RNA of Mauremys mutica (yellowpond turtle), 5190 nucleotides long. It is a transcript of the gene JAK1, whose product is annotated as Janus kinase 1. Lineage: Eukaryota; Metazoa; Chordata; Testudines; Geoemydidae. The transcript is spliced from 25 exons. Gene Ontology annotation, molecular function: cytokine receptor binding; ATP binding; non-membrane spanning protein tyrosine kinase activity. Bases 284 to 3829 code for a protein of 1181 amino acids. Gene Ontology annotation, biological process: tyrosine phosphorylation of STAT protein; hemopoiesis; cell differentiation. The record is from RefSeq and is a predicted model, not a curated record. Gene Ontology annotation, cellular component: cytoskeleton; cytosol; membrane.
UGCUGCCUGCGCCGAGCCAGCGCUGCUCGCUCUUCCGCCGGACUCGCCUCGAGCGCCGACGGACCCGGGGCGCCCCGCGCGCGCACAGGGAGCCGUUGGGCCCGGGGCCAUGCGGGGCAGCGAGUGAGCGAAGCGGGGCGGCCGGGCUCCCCCCUCCCUCUCCCGUCGUCGUCGUCGUCGCCGCCGCCUGGAAGCCGCACGCGGAAGCGACAGGGUUGAAUUGCUUCUGGAAAAUUUGAAGAAAAUCCAUUCUCCUGUUUUGGAAGACCAGACAUUCAGAUAAAUGCAGUAUCUAAAUGUAAAAGAAGAUUGCAAAGCCAUGGCUUUCUGUGCAAAACUGAGAAACUCAAAAAAAAGCGAAGUGACCACAGAAGCUCAAGAGCAAGGAUUGGAAAUAUUAUUCUAUUUGCAAGAGAAGCCUCCCAUUCGGUACACCAGUGGCGAGUAUACAGCAGAAAACCUGUGCAUUGAAGCUGCCCAGAAGUGCUCUGUAUCUCCAUUGUGCCACAAUCUCUUUGCACUAUUUGAGGAGAGUAGAAAACUCUGGUAUGCACCAAACCAUGUCUUCAAAAUAGAUGACAAGACAGCACUCCGGCUCCAUUAUCGUAUGAGGUAUUAUUUUAUGAACUGGCAUGGGACAAAUGAAAAUGAGCCAUCAGUCUGGAGGCAUUCUCCAAAGAAACCAAAGAAUUCCUAUGAGAAGAAAUUACUGUCGGAUGGAACUCCUAUCCUUGACACAUCUCCAAAGAAACAAAAGAAUUCCUAUGAGAAGAAACAAGUGCCAGAUGGAACCCCUAUCCUUGAUGCAAAUUCGCUAGAGUAUCUCUUUGCACAGGGACAAUAUGAUUUGGUGAAGUGCCUGGCACCCGUUCGAGACCCUAAAAAUGAUCAGGAGGUUCAUGAAAUUGAAAAUGAAUGUCUGGGAAUGGCUGUCCUUGCAAUCUCUCACUAUGCUAUCAAAAAAAACAUGAAGCUGCCAGAACUUCCGAAGGAUAUCAGUUACAAACGUUAUAUUCCUGAAACUUUGAACAAGACCAUCAGACAAAGGAAUAUCUUAACGAGAAUUCGGAUAAACAAUGUUUUCAAGGAUUUCCUUAAGGAAUUUAAUAAUAAAACCAUUUGCGACAGCAGUGUCUCUCCACAUGAUCUGAAGGUUAAAUACUUAUCAACAAUGGAGACUUUAACUAAGCAUUAUGGAGCAGAAAUUUUUGAGACUUCAUCAUUGCAGAUUUUAACAGAGAAUGAAAAACAUGGAUUUAAUUUUGGAGACAAUGGGAUCAUGCCACAGUAUGAAGUGAUGGUGACGGGAAACAAUGGAAUACAGUGGAGGCGCAAACCAAAUGUUGUACAGCCUGAGAGAGAGAAACAUAAUAAACUAAAGAGGAAAAAAUCAGACAGCAAAAACAAGAAGGAUGAAGAAAAAAACAAAAUCCGAGAGGAAUGGAACAAUUUUUCAUAUUUUCCUGAAAUCACACUCCUUGUCAUAAAGGAGUCCACGAUCAAUAUUAACAAGCAGAACCACGAAAAGAUGGAAUUAAAACUUUCUUCACACGAGGAGGCCUUGUCAUUUGCAUCUUUAGUAGAUGGAUACUUCAGACUUACUGCAGACGCCCACCUCUAUCUCUGCACUGAUGUAGCUCCACCUUUGAUAGUGCACAACAUAAAAAAUGGCUGCCAUGGGCCCAUUUGCACAGAGUAUGCCAUCAACAAAUUGAGACAAGAAGGGAAUGAGGAGGGGAUGUAUGUGCUGAGGUGGAGCUGUACAGACUUCAAUCACAUCCUCAUGACAGUGACGUGUUCUGAAAUCUCACAGCAAAGGUUAAAUGAAUCAAUCCAGUAUAAGAACUUCCAGAUCGAGGUGACAAAAGGCGGUUGCUUCCUUCAUGGCUCAAAUAAGUUUUUCCCAUCUUUAAAAGAACUGAUGGAUCACUUGAAGGGACAGACCCUUAGAACGGACAACAUAAGCUUUACACUGAAGAGAUGCUGCCAGCCAAAACCAAAAGAAAUCUCCAACUUGUUAGUGGCAACAAAGAAAGGCCAGGAAUGGCAUCCGGUUUGCCCUCUAGGUCAACUGAGUUUCCAUCGAAUCCUCAAAGAAGAAGUUAUGCAGGAUGAACACCUUGGAAGAGGAACAAGGACACAGAUUUACUCCGGGAUUCUCAAUUAUAAGGAAGAUGAGAAUGAAGGGUACCAGGAUGAAAAAGAAAAGAAAGUCCUCCUCAAAGUCUUGGACCCCAGUCACAGAGACAUUUCUUUGGCAUUUUUUGAGACAGCGAGCAUGAUGAGGCAAAUUUCCCACAAACACAUCGUCUUCCUUCACGGGGUCUGUGUCCGCGAUGUAGAAAAUAUCAUGGUUGAAGAGUUUGUUGAAUUUGGGCCACUGGAUCUCUUUAUGCACCGGAAAAGUGAUGUUCUUACAACUCCUUGGAAAUUCAAAGUAGCCAAACAGCUGGCAAGUGCACUAAGCUACUUGGAGGAUAAAGAGUUAGUACAUGGAAAUGUGUGCACGAAGAAUAUACUAUUGGCAAGAGAGGGAAUUGACCAUGAAUAUGGUCCUUUCAUUAAGCUGAGUGACCCAGGAAUUCCAAUAACUGUGCUAUCCAGACAAGAAUGUGUCGAACGAAUCCCUUGGAUUGCACCUGAAUGUGUUGAAGAUUCAAAAAAUUUAAGUGUUGCAGCAGACAAGUGGAGUUUUGGCACAACACUGUGGGAAAUCUGCUAUAAUGGAGAAGCUCCCUUGAAAGAUAAGACAUUAGCAGAGAAGGAGAGGUUCUACGAAGGUCACUUCAUGUUGGUAACACCAUCCUGCAAGGAACUAGCUGAUCUGAUGAAGCAGUGCAUGCACUACGACCCCAAUCAGAGACCGUUUUUCAGAGCAAUUAUGAGAGACAUCAAUAAAGUGGAAGAACAAAAUCCUGAUAUUGUCUCUGAGAAGAAGCCUUUCGCAGAGGUCGAUCCCACUCUCUUUGAAAAACGAUUUUUGAAAAGAAUCCGAGAUUUGGGAGAGGGUCACUUUGGCAAGGUUGAACUCUGCAGGUAUGACCCAGAAGGUGAUAAUACCGGAGAGCAGGUGGCCGUAAAGUCCCUGAAACCUGAGAGUGGUGGGAAUCAUAUCGCUGAUCUGAAGAAAGAAAUCGAAAUCUUGCGGAAUCUUUAUCAUGAAAACAUUGUGAAAUACAAGGGAAUUUGCAUAGAAGAUGGAGGAAGUGGGAUUAAACUCAUAAUGGAGUUUCUUCCUUCUGGGAGCCUAAAGGAAUAUCUCCCACGAAAUAAGAGCAAAAUCACCCUGAAACAUCAGCUAAAAUAUGCUGUUCAGAUCUGCAAGGGAAUGGAUUAUUUGGGCUCUCGUCAGUAUGUUCACCGGGAUUUAGCAGCAAGAAAUGUCCUUGUUGAAAGUGAGAACAGAGUGAAGAUUGGGGACUUUGGCCUCACCAAAGUAAUUGAAACCAAUAAGGAGUACUACACGGUCAAAGACGAUCUCGACAGUCCAGUGUUUUGGUAUGCUCCAGAAUGUCUGCUUCAGAGCAAGUUUUACAUUGCUUCAGAUGUCUGGUCAUUUGGAGUGACCCUCUAUGAACUACUGACAUACUGUGAUUCAGAGUCUAGUCCAAUGGCGGAGUUUUUGAAAAUGAUUGGCCCAACUCAAGGCCAGAUGACAGUAACGCGGCUUGUACGUGUAUUAGGAGAAGGAAAACGCUUGCCCCGGCCACCAAACUCCCCAGAAGAGGUGGACCAACUGAUGAGGAAAUGUUGGAUAUAUAAUCCAGGUGAACGGACGACCUUCCAAAAUCUUAUUCAAGGAUUUGAAGCACUUAUAAAUAAACUAUAAUUAACAUUUUUGUACGGUCAGUGCUUUAAAUGUAUGUCAAAUAUAAAUGCCCAGGUCCUUUUAUUUUAACUACUAUAGUUUGUACUCUGGCUAUGCUAAUACGUGUUUAACAGUUUCUUUUUCCAGUGGUUUCCUUUUUUUGGUGUAAUGAACACUUGGAGCAAAAUAUUUAAAUUCCCUAGCAGAAAAAUCUACUCUUGUUAGGGUAUUACUUAUUAAAAAAGGCUUGUUCAUUGAUCAGCCCAUCCAGUGCUUAGAUAUACUGAACUAACACAAAUCAGAAAGAACUGUGUCAAGAAAGGGAAUUUAUGAUGGUCCCAAGUCACACUGCACGUCAACAGAUGAAGCGCAUUAAACAAGUGUUCUGCAACUAGAAUGAUUUUCCUGAAUAACGAACUCAGAAGAUUGAGCAGAACUUUCCAUAGCAAUUUAAUUGCUUUUCAAAUAAUUUUUAGGAAAGUGGUAAGGUUAAAAAAAAAAAGUCUGGGCAAAAAAGGUCAUUCGAUGCAUCUGCAUUUCAAAAAUAUUUUGGCACAUAACAUUCAGUUCAGAUACAAUGUUAUCUAACCUACAAUUUGAAGUCCUGAGUUUUUAUGUUUAAAAAAAUAAAACCUAUACAUGUAAAUAUUCCAAAAAAAGAGUAUAUUCCAAUGUUUGAGUUUGCAUUUCAUUGCAGAAACCCAGUUUCGUACUACAGCUUUUUUACUUUUACUAAAACAAAAAAAAACCACCCUAAGCUAAAUACUUUCCACCAUUUUUAUAGCAUCCUAUAAACUCAAUCACAAUGAGGAUUUUCCUGGAAGCUGUUUUUUCGGGCCAGAUGUUUUUCUGUCCUGCACUCCACUGCAUUUAUUAACACCUGUUUAAAAAAACACGAGGAACAAAAAUUAAAUGAGUAUAUAGAUUAUUCACUUAUUGCAUUAGAAACAGCUUUUGGAUCCCAGUUUGGUAUGCAGUUAACCAGUGGGGCCAGACUGGGUCUGCUUGAGGUCUAUGACCAUAAACAGAUUUUGCAGUUGAAUCAAGGACACUGAAGUCAUAUAAUGUGAAUUUGGCAAGCUUUUAUUGAUGGUAGAUUAUUCAAACUGGCAACCUUUUGCUAAUCCUCUCCCUAGAAUUUAGGCAAUAUUGUCUCCCCCAAACCUGGAUUCUGAAAAUGCUUAGAGGGUACAUUUAGUGUUGGUAAUAACUGAAAAAUGUUUUUACAUAUUAAAGUAUAAAUGUAAUUACUGAACCCCAAACAAGUAGGAUUCAUUUUUACAGUAUUAUUUUUUAUUUCUGUACUUCACUUAUGAACCUGAGUAGAAUCUAUAUGCACUUUGUUACUCUUUAUACAAAUUAAUAAAGAUUUUUUUUCUUCA